AUGGGCCCUGCCAUGUCUGGGGCCAUCAGGGGCCUCACAGUGUUUGUGUUGGGUCCUCCCAGGGGCCACACAUCAGCUCUUUCUCAAUUCAUCUGUCCUCGAUUCCUCGCAUCCUCUCUCCUCGCCUCCGCCUCAACUGUAUUGGAGGAGAGGGUCUAAGGUCCUUCCUUUCUGACCUUCUCCUCCAAUGAGAUUUGAGAAGGAGGCGAGGAGCUAGGAUGUGAUGAAUCGAGGAAAGGUGCCACUACAUUGUACAAAGAAGGAUUUUUAAGUCUUGAGACAAUUGAGAAAUUGAUUAUGUAUGUGUGCCAUUCAGAGGGUGAAUGGGCAAGACAAUAUAUUGAAGUGCCUUUGACCGGGGUAUGGCAGUAGGUGCCAGGCACACUGGUUUGAGUGUGUCAAGAACUGCAACGCUGCUGGGUUUUUCACGCUCAACAAUUUCCUGUGUGUAUCAAGAAUGUUCCACCACCCAAAGGACAUUCAGCAAACUUGACACAACUGUGGGAAGCAUUGGAGUCAACAUGGCCCAGCAUCUUUGUGGAAUGCUUUGAACACAUUUUAGUGUCCAUGCCCCGACAAAAUGAGGCUGUUCUGAGGGCAAAAGAUGGUGCAACCAAUAGUAGGAAGGUAUUCCUAAUGUUUUGUACACUCAAUGUAUUUCUGAGAGUGUAUGGGGACCUGAUGUAGAAGGGUACUGUCCCUCGUGCUUUGUCCCUCGUGGCUUCACACUGUUAGCUCAGGGUCCUCUGUAGCUCAGCUGGUAGAGCACGGCGCUUGUAACGCCAAGGUAGUGGGUUCGAUCCCCGGGACCACCCAUACACAAAAAAAAAAUGUAUGCACGCAUGACUGUAAGUCGCUUUGGAUAAAAGCGUCUGCUAAAUGGCAUAUUAUAUUAUUAUUAUAUUAUUAUAUAUCUCUAUGAAGGUUUGUGUGUGUGUGUGUGUGUGCGGGUGGCAUUAACUCCCUCAAAAGAUCCACCACAUUUUAAGGAUGAUUGCAUGGGCUGGAUAUUAUAGUGCAAAUAGAAUUUAAUGAACUAAUGAUAGUAGAUUAGAUCACAUCUUCUAAAGACAAAGACCUCUGAAUCCCACUCUUUGCUAUUAACAGUAAGUUAAUGAGUGAAUGCGUUAAUCGGAUGUGAUUUAUCAUUUUAGGUCAUUCAGAGUGUAUGUCAUAUAAUUUUUCACACAGGGCGCCUUUCCUUCACUGGGAGGGCCGUUUGGGAAAUGUUCUUCUCCAGGCUGAGCGAGAAGAGAGAGAGAGCGAGAGAGAGAACUAUAGAUGGGACAGUUGAACUGGAGACGGGGUGAAGGACUUCUGUUGAUUGCUGGUUGUUACUGGAAACAGAAUGUCAUCCAAGGAGUUAAAAUGUGUUUUUUUUCUCCCUUGUGUGUUUGCGUGUGUGAGAGCGAGCGUGUGCUUGUUAUGACACAAGAGAGAGAGAAGACAGAUAGCCUCCGUGUGUGUGGUUGUGGUUAUGUGUUCAUUUUCCGCGCGGCAGACACAGAUGCUCUCCUAACCCUGUCACAAUUAAAUGUGGCCUCCAUUUCCCAGCUGAGCCUUUGGAAUUGGAAAAUAAAUAUAUAAAUAAAUAUAUAAAUAAUGGAGUAAAUAAAAAAUUGUCAGCACUUCCAAUCUGUUAUUCUUCUCCACUGACCCGGAGUGUGUGUGUUUGUGUAUAUGUACACUCUUAGAAAAAAGGUGCUAUCUGCUAUGACGCAGAUAUAAUAAUGAAGAUUUUGUAUCUGUGGUUCCUGUCGUUUUCUGUCUAAGUGCUGCAGAGAUUCCUUCUGUGUGACCAAAAUUGUCGGUUUUAGGAACAAACUAAAUUAAUCGACAAUAAACUGAGAACGGGAUACAUCUCUCUGAAUAUAAAUAUAUCUUAACACAUUUCUAUAUUGUAUGAAGGGUGAAAAUGUGCUAUCGAGCAGAGCCAGUUGUUACAGUCUCAAGAGUCUGCUGUUAGUGACGGUGUCUGUGUAGGAGACUCAGUUGAGCGGAUCUCUGUGUGUGUGUGUGUGUUGCUAUUCUUCCCCAGGACCACGAUCUGCUCAACAUCCUUUAGGAGUCUGGAAUGCUGGCUGUAAAUUCAUUUGUUCUGAUCCCGACUGGAAUUCUUACCCUCCCAUAAGCUUUACAUUAGCAUGGGUGUAUUUCUUGGUUAUUUCUUCUUAAUCAUUUGAUCGAUAUUGGCAUUUGUCGCACAUCAGUAUGAAAAAUGUAUGCACUCACUAACUGUAAGUCGCUCUGGAUAAGAGUGUCUGCUAAAUGACUAAAAUGUAAAAUGUAAUCAUGUUCAAAUCAAUUUGAGAUACAUUUGGACAUGAUGUAGUCCCCUGUAGCUCAGUUGGUAGAGCAUGGUGCUUGCAAUGCCAGGGUUGUGGGUUCGUUUCCCAUGGGGGGCCAGUAUGAAAAUGUAUGCACUCACUAACUGUAAGUCGCUCUGGAUAAGAGCGUCUGCUAGAAGAACCCUUUUGGUUCCAGGUAGAACCCUUUACACAGAGGGUUCUACAUGAAACCCAAAAGAGUUCUACCUGGAACCAAAAAGGAUUCUAUCUGGAACCAAAAAGGGUUCUCCUAUGGGGACAGCCGAAAAACCCUUUUGGGUUUUUUCUAAGUGUGUGUGUGUGUAUGCACACAUGUGCUUGAAUUUGCUAUGUGUUCACCUAUGCUUAUCUGUGUGUGUCUGUGUCCUCUAAUCUACAGGAACACUUCACCCCAGAGUGCAAGUUCAAAGAGAGUGUGUUUGAGAACUACUACGUGACGUACUCGUCCAUCCUGUACCGGCAGACCCAGUCGGGCAGGGCCUGGUACAUCGGCAUCAACCGGGAUGGACAGGUCAUGAAGGGCAACAGGGUCAAGAAGACUAAGGGGGCCGCCCACUUCCUACCCAAACUCAUCGAAGGUACAGUACAGUACAAUACAAUACAAUACAGUAGGAAGUUAAUUAUGCUCAUUAUUUGUAUCUGUCAUUUUGUCACGUUUGCUUUAUAUGACGUACUCCGGUCUCAUUAAAAAAAAUUAUUUGUUCAGUUCAAUAUUAUUCUGUCUCUCUCUUUCCUUUUCUCACACCCCUUCCCCUCCCCCCUCCCCCUACAGUGGCUAUGUACAGGGAGCCCUCGCUACAUGAAGUGGUGGUGGUCGCGGAGUUGAGUUCGCCCAGGAAAAUGGCCAAGGCCUCCGAUUCACCUGUGCUGCAGAACGGCAAGAAAGACCCGCCCUCGAAAACCAAAACCUCCUAG
Molecule: messenger RNA, 3242 nt
Organism: Coregonus sp. 'balchen'
Lineage: Eukaryota; Metazoa; Chordata; Actinopteri; Salmoniformes; Salmonidae
Source: the annotation of a GenBank genome assembly